AUGGGGAUAUUGGAGUCCAACGGGGUGGACUUUGCCACUUUUCAGCUUAAGGGCAAGGCUCGCAGAUGGUGGCAGGCUUACCUUCUUAGCAGGCCAGCGGGUUUGCUUCUCUUGACUUGGGAUCAGUUUACGCAUCUAUUCUUGGAGAAGUACAUACCACCUUCUGAGAGAGGGGAGCUUCGGGGUCAGUUUGAGAGACUCCGUCGGGGUCACAUGUCCGUCACCGACUAUGAGGCGAGAUUCACUGACUUUUCUCUCCAUGAAGCUAUUAUACUCCCCACAGAUGCAGAGAGGGUGAGGAGGUUCAUUGCAGGUCUGCACCCUGAGAUUCAGGUACAUAUGCCCUGUAAGGCAGAGAUGGGGACUUCCUUUCAGCAAGUUAUGGAUAUAGCUCGGAGGAUCGAGCAUAUUCGCAACCGCAGCGGAGAGUUUGCUCCGAGGGACAAGCGGCCCCAGCAAUUUAGAGGAUUUAGUGGGGCCCCACCAGGGACAGAGUUCCAUUCCAGAGAGUACUUACUGCCCACCAACCAUUCAGGGUUCCUCCAAUGGGUAUUCAGGCCAUCAGGGUCAGAUUUUGGGUCAGCAGUCCAUCAUUCCGAGGGGUUGUUUCAAGUACGGGAAUCUUGGCCACGUGAAGAGGUUUUGUCCCAGACUUUAGGGCAAGGCCGAGCAGCAGGACUAUCGGCCCAUGCUUACCGCAACUACUACCACAACGCUCGCCCGCCCGCCCAGCCAGAGGCGGAGGGCAGGUGGCAAGGGGUCAUCCUAGAGAAGGACGUCUCGGUAUUAUUUGAUCCAGGGACUACUUACUCCUAUGUUUCUUCUUUGUUUGCUCCUUAUUUUCAUGUGUCCCGCGAGUCCUUAGGCAUUCUUAUAUAUGUGUCCAUGCCAGUGGCUUAUUCUGUUGUGGUGGAUUGGGUCUACCGAUCCUAUGUGUUGACUUUUUGUGGAUAUGAGUCCCGAGCGGAUCUUCUACUGCUCGAUAUGGUUGAUUUCGAGGUUAUCUUGGGCAUGGACUGGGUUUCCCCGUAUCACUCCAUUCUUGAUUGUUAUGCCAAGGUUGUCACUUUGGCGAUGCCUGGGUCGCCCAGAUUAGAGUGGAGAGGUAUGCCGCCGGAUCUGGAUAUUGAUUUCGGCAUUGAUUUGGUGCCGGGCACCCAGCCUAUCUCUACUUCGCCUUUUUGUAUGGCUCCUAAGGAGCUUAGAGAGCUAAAGGAGCAACUUCAGGAGUUGCUUGAGAAGGGGUUCAUUAGACCUAGCAUGUCGCCUUGGGGCGCACCAGUGUUGUUUGUGAAGAAGAUGGAUGGGAGUAUGCGGAUGUGUUUCGAUUACCUCCAGUUGAAAAAAAUCACCAUUAAGAAUAAGUACCUAUUGCAGCGUAGUGAUGAUUUAUUUGACCAGUUGCAGGGUGCCAGGGUGUUCUCAUCAACUUGA
Molecule: messenger RNA, 1434 nt
Organism: Nicotiana attenuata
Lineage: Eukaryota; Viridiplantae; Streptophyta; Magnoliopsida; Solanales; Solanaceae
Exons: 4
Coding region: 1-1434 (477 amino acids)
Source: RefSeq, a predicted model, not a curated record